CCAGAGACGGAGGAUUAGACGCAUGGGAAGAGCAUCCUUAUCCACUGUCUCAAAACGGGUCCAUUACUCGAAGGUUGACUGACCGUUAUGAGCUGAAAAAUCAAGUAACCCAAAACUCAGAACAAACAUAAAACCCCAAUACAAACUUCCGACUUUGAGCAAAAACAUCGUGUACUGUCUCUCUAUCUAUAUUUUUCCGUGACAGAGAUUCUGGUUUUUGAACUAUCUGUGUGUGUCUGAAGCCCAAACCUGCGUAAAUGGCUGCUGAGAUAUUGGGAGGAGGAGGAGCUGAGACUGAGAAGAAGGUGAUGGUGGCAAUCGAUGAGAGCGAGUACAGUCACUAUGCUCUGAUUUGGUUACUCGACAAUCUCAAAGAAUCCAUAACCAAGUCGCCGCUUGUGAUCUUCAUGGCUCAACCUCCCACCAAAAGUAAUUACACCUACGCUGCAUCUCUUGGCUCUGCUCGCAUGUACUGCCCUGUUUCAGCCAAUCCGGACUUCGUUGCGUCUGUUCAAGAAAAUCAUAAGAAGCUAGCCCUGGCUUAUCUGGAGAAAGCUAAGGAUAUAUGUGCUAGUCGUGGGGUAAAUGCAAAGACACUUACUGAGGUGGGGGAUCCUAGUACUGCCAUAUGUGAUGCAGUUCAAAAGUUCAACAUCAAUUUACUUGUUUUAGGUGAGCGUGGCCUUGGAAAACUCAAAAGGACUCUUCUAGGGAGCGUGAGCAACUACUGUGUUCAGAAUGCAAAUUGCCCUGUCCUUGUUGUAAGGAAACCUUAGUACUUAGCAUACUCGAUACACUUUCAAACUGUGAGUUAUUUCAUGACAGAGUUUGUUUUAAAGUUGUUUGUUACGAUUUAUAAAGUAAGUUAACUUCCAAAUCAAAACAUUGCCUGAUGUGAGGAUAUUCACUCUAAUGUUCUGUAGUGAAUGAUGACUAUGAAAGGUGACCUAUCUGAAAUAA
Messenger RNA from Juglans microcarpa x Juglans regia, 960 nucleotides. RefSeq names its product universal stress protein YxiE-like. Lineage: Eukaryota; Viridiplantae; Streptophyta; Magnoliopsida; Fagales; Juglandaceae. Bases 258 to 776 code for a protein of 172 amino acids. The record is from RefSeq and is a predicted model, not a curated record. The transcript is spliced from 4 exons.